GUCCAGUUUAUGAGUUGGAGAUACGGAGCAUCAGCAGGAACAACAAAGGAUAUAUGGAUGCCGAUUUAACGACUCGCCCGGUAACAUAUGAAGCACAGAAUGGUUUGCGUAUUGAAAUCGGAGUCAAACAGAGCUUCGUUUCUACCGGAGAGCAUAUUAUUGUUACAGUCUAAAGCCAGUGCCGGAGACGUAGCUUCAUCUUUUGAGGAGCUGCAUCAGAUUCAGGCUGUGCCGAAAUGCCCGUGAUGUACAGCGGUGAGGAGGGCGUCAGUUUCUGCAAUUGUGAGCUGAUGUUAUGAUAUAACCCUCUUAAUUGGAUUCAUGGGAUAUUGGACAUACCUUAUGACAAGUUCUGUUUUUAAGUGAGUGGGAACCUUGCGCAGUGCAGUGAAGGCUUGUCAGCUGUAUCGUGUUGUGUUUGAAUUUGGAAUGGUAUGCGAAUUGCACUAUUACCUCAGAUAGUUGCCAUUCUCUUAAGGACAUUACCUAAUACCUAACAUUGUGUUCAUUAUUAUUCCAUGUGAGAGGUUUCUUUUAUGAGUGGUGCAUACCACUCUCCUGGGGUACAGCUAGAUGAGAGGCAAACAGUAUCAGCAACUUAAGUUAACUGCGCCUUGGGAGAAGGAUGGUGGCUAUGGGAGAAAGCUCAAAACAUAUAACAACCACACCAAAAUAAUAGCUCAACCGGGAAUCGUGAUGAAAGUGCUGCGCAGAAAGAGGAUAGUCCUCUUCAUAGCCUAUUUCCUGCUGCUGGUGCUAACCAUGUUGAACUUGGCUAAUUACAAGUGGACUAAGGAGCCCCAGCAGUGCACCCACCAGAUGAGGAGCACUCCGUACCAGGGCCGGUCGGACAUCCGGUUCCUCUACAGACCUCCGCUGGCCAAAAAGAGGCAGCUGGUGUACGUGCUGACCACGUGGAGGUCGGGCUCGUCCUUCUUCGGCGAGCUGUUCAACCAGAAUCCGGAGGUGUUCUUCCUCUACGAGCCCAUGUGGCACAUAUGGCAGAAGCUGUACCCGGGGGACGCCGUCUCGCUGCAGGGGGCAGCACGCGACAUGCUCAGCUCGUUGUACCGCUGCGACCUGUCGGUCUUCCAGCUGUACAACAGCCCCGGCGGGAAGAACUUCACCUCGCUGGGCCUGUUCGGCGCCACGCUCAACAAGGUGAUGUGCUCGUACCCGCUCUGCUCGGCCUACCGCAAGGAGGCGGUGGGCAUGGUGGACGACAAGGUGUGCAAGAAGUGCCCGCCGCAGAGCCUGCGUCUGCUGGAGGAGGAGUGCCUCAAGUACAGCACGGUGGUCAUCAAGGGCGUGCGCAUCCUGGACGUCAACGUGCUGGCGCCGCUCAUGGAGGACCCGUCGCUGGACCUGAAGGUGAUCCACCUGGUCCGGGACCCGCGGGCGGUGGCCAACUCCCGGAUCAAGUCCCGGCACGGGCUCAUCCGGGAGAACUUGCAGGUGGUUCGGAGCAGGGACCCCAAGCUGCGGCGCGUUCCCUUCGUGGACCCGGGACACAAGGCCAACAAAAAGGACGGCUCCGACUACCACUCCAUCGGCGCCAUGGAGGUGAUCUGCGACCGCACCUCCAGGACGCUGCGGUCCGCCCUGACGCCCCCUAGCUGGCUCAAGGGGAAGUACAUGGCCGUGCGCUACGAGGACCUGGUGGAGAACCCCGUCAAAACCAUCCGGAAUGUUUACCGCUUUGCCAAUCUCAGUGCCAACCACGACAUCGAGUCCUUCGCACUCAACAUGACCAGCGGGACGAGCUCCUCGUCCAAGCCCUUCAUCGUGUCCUCCAGGAACGCCACGCAGGCGGCGAGCGCCUGGAGAACAGUGCUGAGCAUUCAGCAGAUCAAACAAGUGGAAGACUACUGCCACCACUCCAUGGCCGUCCUGGGCUACGAGCGGGUACGGACGGCCGGGGAGGCCAAGGACCUCAGUAAAUCUUUGCUAACUGCCUCAAAACUGUAAUGGACUUACAACAAUAAGACCACACCAAAGACUGGGUUUCCAACGGUGAAUUUGCAUUGAGUGACGACGACAUUAUGCGGAAUCCACGUUUUAUUUAAGGUGUUUGAAAUGAGGAUCGUGACUCAUUAACUGGAAUGUAUGUUCCUAUUUUUAGAAUUGUUAUGUUCAAUGGGAAAAAAUCUUUUUUUUAAAUGGACAAUUGGAUGUGUGUGACUAAGAGAGGCCUACAGACAGACUGCUGAAUUAAACUGUUAUGAACCAGUAACCUGACAGCGAUUACACAUCUUACUUCAGUGGAUGUCCUCAAAGUGUUAUGAAUGUUUCAAAUUUCUGAAAAAAAUGUCUGCAUUCCCCUCAGAUCCAUAUUCCCUGUAAAUGUGACAACUGUGGAUACAAAAAAGAGCAACCAUGCAAACUCACAGGUAAAUGACAAAAUAUAAACAAUUUAAAACAGUAAAUGACAAAAAAAAAGGCUCAGUGGUAUAGCUGUCUGUGUUUAUUUGUCAGUACUGGGAGACAAUCAUUAAAAGUGGUCUGUUAUAUUUUG
Molecule: messenger RNA, 2515 nt
Organism: Sardina pilchardus (European sardine)
Lineage: Eukaryota; Metazoa; Chordata; Actinopteri; Clupeiformes; Clupeidae
Gene: chst2b
Product: carbohydrate (N-acetylglucosamine-6-O) sulfotransferase 2b
Exons: 1
Coding region: 574-1968 (464 amino acids)
Biological process (GO): sulfur compound metabolic process; carbohydrate metabolic process; N-acetylglucosamine metabolic process
Cellular component (GO): trans-Golgi network; Golgi membrane
Molecular function (GO): N-acetylglucosamine 6-O-sulfotransferase activity
Source: RefSeq, a predicted model, not a curated record